This is a messenger RNA of Cooperia oncophora, 1278 nucleotides long. NCBI's taxonomy places the organism in Eukaryota, Metazoa, Nematoda, Chromadorea, Rhabditida, Trichostrongylidae. The record is from the annotation of a GenBank genome assembly.
AUGCGGCAAACGAUGACAAAUUACUUUUGCUCUUCACCCCCUAAAAAACGAGCGAAAUCGGAGUAUCCUGCUGGUGAGGACUACCCAGACUCUGAUGAUUCCUUCAACGAUCCGGUCCUUGCUGAGCCUAGCCAAAUAACUCAGACAAUUCUACAACGUAGAGACGCGAAGCACCAGAGUUUGGGAACACAGCAUCAUCCAACACAGAAUGGAGUCACAAGGAGCGUACCUGUGCACACCUCUCCUCUUCGGGCUCCUCGUGAUGAAGGCAGAAGGAAACCAAUGCAAAGAACAGUGGCAUCGGUCACACCACGGCGUUUCAACACGCAGGUUUGGAACCUUUCUCGAAGGGACGUUGCUCACAAGACGUUUCCAGAUGUUCGAUUUCGAAAUGAAGGCCAUCGAAAGCGCAUCUUGGUCACAGGAGGUGCAGGAUUCGUUGGUUCUCACUUGGUUGAUAAGCUUAUGAUGGAUGGGCAUGAAGUGAUUGCUCUUGAUAACUAUUUUACCGGACGAAAGCGGAACGUCGAGAGGUGGAUAGGCCAUCCUAACUUUGAACUUGUACAUCAUGAUGUGUGGACCAAAUUUAUCACUUGGCAUCACCGGCCUCUCCACCUCACUUAUAUGUAUAACCCGCCACGAUAUUGCUGGCUUCGACAUCGGAGAUUUACGGUGGAUCCAGAAGUGCAUCCACAACCCGAAAGCUAUUGGGGACAUGUGAAUACGAUCGGACCACGUAGUUGCUAUGAUGAAGGAAAGAGAGUAGCGGAAUCCUUAAUGGUUGCCUACAAUAAACAGGAACGUGUCCCCAUACGGAUUGCUCGUAUUUUCAAUACAUUUGGGCCACGGAUGCAUAUGAAUGAUGGGCGAGUGGUGUCUAAUUUCAUUAUUCAAGCGUUGCAAGGAAAUCCUAUAACGAUUUAUGGUGAUGGCUCACAGACGCGAUCUUUUCAAUAUGUGGAUGAUUUAGUCGAUGGUUUGAUAUUGCUUAUGAACAGUAACUGUUCGCUACCAGUCAAUAUUGGAAAUCCAGAGGAGUACUCUAUCUCAGACUUUGCGCGUAUUAUAAAAGAUCUAGUCGGAAGUGAAAGCAGUAUAGUUAACAAGAGUUCGCAGGAAGAUGACCCACAGCAAAGAAGACCUGAUAUAUCGAGGGCCGCUAAAGAGUUGAAAUGGCAACCUCAGGUCGAUGCGAGAGUGGGCCUGAUAAAGACAAUAGAAUAUUUCCGUGAUGAAAUUAACGAACAUCGGCGGCUUUCUUCUGCAAACGAUGACUAA